GGAGGAGGGACAGGACAGGGACACUCAAAAGAGACGCUCAGGACGAGACGAUGACAGAAGACAUGGAGGUCCAUCUAAGUUUGCAGCUGCUGCUCGUUGCCAUGAUGAUUGUGGAGAGGAAGACUUCAGCAGCUCCUCACCAGAACUUUUGUUUCAACACGACAACAUUAAAAACACAGACAGCCUGUCAGUCCUGCAGCAUCUCCCUGCUGGUCCCAUGUCCUAAAGGCUUCCAGAAGACUCCAGGAACCCCCUUUCUGAGCUGCCG
Molecule: messenger RNA, 268 nt
Organism: Austrofundulus limnaeus
Lineage: Eukaryota; Metazoa; Chordata; Actinopteri; Cyprinodontiformes; Rivulidae
Product: stabilin-2
Source: RefSeq, a predicted model, not a curated record